ACCAUUAAUCAUAAAACCAACACAACAUGUCGUUCUCCGAUUUGGGUGUAGCCAAAUGGCUCAGUGAAUCAUUAAUCGCCAUGAAAAUCCAUCAACCAACCCCUAUUCAAACUGCAUGUAUUCCCGCCAUUCUCAAGGGCCAUGAUUGUAUUGGGGGAGCCAAGACUGGGUCCGGUAAGACCAUCGCGUUUGCGGCACCCAUGCUUACUGACUGGUCGGCUGACCCUCGAGGAAUAUUUGGGUUGAUUCUUACGCCGACCCGAGAAUUAGCAUUACAAAUAGCCGAACAGUUUGCUGCCUUGGGGAGUAAUAUGAAUAUUAAAGUCAGUGUUAUUGUCGGUGGGGAAGACAUAGUUACUCAAGCCCUUGCAUUACAACGUAACCCGCAUUUUGUGAUUGCUACACCUGGUAGGUUGGCUGAUCAUGUGUUGAACAGUGGUGAAGAAACUGUUGCAGGAUUAAAACGGGUCAAGUACUUAGUGUUGGAUGAAGCCGAUAGAUUAUUGAGUAAUAGUUUUAGCAGCGAUUUGGAAAGAUGUUUUAAAGUGAUUCCACUGAGUGAAAAUAGACAGACUUUGCUCUUUACCGCUACUGUCACCGAUGCAGUAAGAGCAUUAAAGGAUGCACCUGCCAAAGAAGGGAAAUUGCCUGUAUUUAUGCAUGAAGUGGAAACAGUUGAUAAAGUGGCUAUCCCCAAUUCCCUUUCUAUAAAAUACGUGUUUGUCCCAUCAUAUGUGAAGGAAGCUUAUCUUCAUAGUAUACUCCUGCUUGAACAAUACAAGGACAAAACUGCCGUGAUUUUCGUAAACCGCACAAUCACGGCUGAGGUUAUUUGCCGAACGUUACGUAAACUUGAGUUCCGAGUGGCAUCGCUUCAUUCCCAAAUGAGACAAACGGAAAGAAUCAACUCUCUUCAUAGAUUCAAAGCAGGUGCUGCUCGCAUACUUAUUGCUACCGAUGUUGCUUCCAGAGGGUUGGAUAUUCCUAGUGUUGAACUUGUGGUGAAUUUCGAUAUCCCUGCUGAUCCAGAUGAUUUCAUCCAUAGAGUAGGUAGAACAGCCAGAGCUGGUCGUAAAGGUGAUGCUGUGUCUAUUGUGGGUGAGAAGGAUGUGGAAAGAAUCCAUGCCAUUGAAGAGAGAAUUGUAAAGACUAUGGAGUUAUUGGAAGGUGUUAGUGAUGAUAGAAUAAUCAAGGAAAGUUUGACUGCUGUAUCCACUGCCAAGAGAGAAUCCAUGAUGGAAAUGGAUAAACAAGGGUUUGGUGAAAAGAAGAGAAUUAAUAAAAAGAAGAAGGAAGGGAAGUUGCCUAAACUGAGUAAAUAGAAUAGACAUUAGAUUAUAUUACUGUCAUCAAUCGUAUCUGUAAUUGGUUCUAUAAACAACCUCCCCGCCCAUGUUUCUAUAAAUAUGCCAUCGUCUCUUUCGCACCGCUAUGCAUGAAUCAAAUACUCCUCAAUCAACAAAGUUACAUUGAUUGCUAAAAGCGCGACAAUCACCCCAGUGACCGCCACCAUACUCCAAAAAUUAUUAAACCCAAAAUUAUCAAUUUUCCCCUUUGCAUAUCUCUUGAUGGUUACAAAAUAAUUGACUCCUGAAAUCACCAACACAACCAAGGAAAGUCCAAGCAAUAAAUACGCCAACACUGUAGACAAACCUGAUCUGGGCGAUGCAUGCGGAGUAUCUAGUCGGAAAUUCAAAAGUAUUACCAAUGAAGUAAAGAACAAUGCUGUUGCAAAUCGUAUGAAUGUGAGACAUGUGCGUUCCAGUUGGAGACCAUCUCGUGGUUCUGAAGUAGACACCUUCAUGAUUAAAUUGUAGGGAAACUUGUACUGGACUAUGCUUGGCAGGGGCAGGAGUGAUUCUCGUGUCACUUGACGGGAAAUUGUGCUCAUUCUACGUGGUGGGAGUGAGGGAUCGGCUGCUAAUUCCACGGGUGCAUACGAUUGUAUGGUUUCGUUCAUUGCUGUGUGGUUGUUGUGG
This is a messenger RNA of Spathaspora passalidarum NRRL Y-27907, 1979 nucleotides long. RefSeq names its product ATP-dependent RNA helicase (gene DBP8). NCBI's taxonomy places the organism in Eukaryota, Fungi, Ascomycota, Pichiomycetes, Serinales, Debaryomycetaceae. The coding region runs from base 27 to 1322 and encodes 431 amino acids. The record is from RefSeq and is a predicted model, not a curated record. Gene Ontology annotation, molecular function: RNA helicase activity; nucleic acid binding; ATP binding. The transcript has a single exon.